This is a messenger RNA of Copidosoma floridanum, 5111 nucleotides long. RefSeq lists its product as uncharacterized. Gene Ontology annotation, biological process: mRNA 3'-end processing. Lineage: Eukaryota; Metazoa; Arthropoda; Insecta; Hymenoptera; Encyrtidae. Gene Ontology annotation, molecular function: RNA polymerase II complex binding. The record is from RefSeq and is a predicted model, not a curated record.
CAGAACUGUUGUACAAGUGCAUUUGAGUUCGAGGCAUGAUACUCUUGACAACGUGGUUGGUGCAAAGUGACAGUAUCAAAUUCGUUCUUGACUCCUGUAUCUUUGUAAGACUCAACAGAAAGGAGGAACAUUAAAUAUUAAGCUCCAAUCAUGGUUUCCAAUGACUUUGAUUCGGAGCAGUUUGAACGCAGGCUCCAGUCUCUCAAAGACUCACAAGAAUCUAUUCAGAGUCUUUCAUCGUGGUGCCUUGAAAGGAGACAGCAUCACAAAAAAAUAGUCUCCACAUGGUUACAAGUUUUAAAAAAGGUCAAAGUAGAGCACAGGCUAACACUUUUCUACCUGGCAAACGACGUGAUCCAAUACUCCAAAAGGAAAAACUUUGAGUUCGUCGAGUCAUGGGGCACAACGCUGCAGCGAGCCACGACAAUGGUUCGCGACGAAAAAGUAAAACACCGCAUUCUAAGGAUUUUCAAAAUCUGGGAUCAGCGGCAGGUUUACGACGAGGAGUUCCUGGCCGACUUGUCCGGCCUCAUAUCGGCUGCCCCGAAAAAGAAAUCGGAACCCCAGCCCGUGCAGCAAUCCGAGGAGUUUCAAGCGGCCUUGCUCAUCUCGACGAUGAGAUCGUGUUCAACUCUGGAGCAGGCUACAGAUUCGAGAUUGAGGGAUCUGAGGGACACUAACUUCGAUUUUGAAAAUGCCGAGGAGUUGUGCGCGUCGCUCAAGGAUCGAAGGAGGGUUGAGGAUGCCGAAAAGGAAGUUGACGGUGCUGUGAGGAACAUCGAGAGCUACGUGCGGUCUCUCGAGGCGGAAAUCAGAGAGAGAAAGCAGGUUCUUGAUCUUCUUGAGCAAGCCGAUCAGUUUUACGAGACGCAACGGGGUGAAGUCAAAAUUGUCGUUAAUGCCUACAGAAAUUUUGGAAACAGAGUGAAAAAUUUGAAGAAAAAACUGGAUGAAUUGCUGCCAUUGCUAGCCUCGCCUAUCCCAUCGCCGGAUGUGAAUGCUCCAUCUCCGAGUCCCGACAGCGACAUAGAGCUCCCAGACGAGAAUCAAAUUAAUCAGUCGUCCCUAAUAAACGUGGCGCCCCCGACAAUGUACGGAUCUUACGGACACGAUUACAAUCCAGUUACUGCUUCUAUGAAUAACACGACAGCAGAUUUCACAAAUAAUUUCUCAUCAUUCAUGGGAAGCAACUUGGACUUUGACCCCAGGAGUAUAUUCAAUGAAAAUUCUGCGGCAUCCAACAACAGUCAGCAAUACGAUGCGAAUGAGAAAUCCAGUGAAAUAAUCGACGUUCUUCCCUCGAUGUCGGAAGCAAAUAACGACGAGCCGGUUUCCAAUUUCUUAAAGACAGUUCUACCAUCAUCGGACACGACGUCAGAUUCAUGCGGAAUACCCGGCUUGGGUCUGGACGGCACGGAUACCAUAUCUGAUGCCAUGUGCAAUGACUACAGACCAUCCAUAUUGGGUUCAAUUCCUACGACACCCUUGAUGAACAGAACGUCAAGCCUUAUGAAGACGCCAAUGACAAACAUGUCAAGUUUUGGUCAGAUAGGUCACAGCACGCCUUUGCCCAUUAGUAGAAACUUGAAUGGAGAGACGCACACACCCUCGCCUUAUUCAAGUGAAAAUAGUCAAAACACAGGCAAUCUGUUCGAGCCUCCGCCACUACUCAGCACUACAGUGAAUCCUCUACAACCGCCUCCCAUGCCACCACUCGAGUUUUUGGACGACAAUACUUGUUACAACAAGCUACCGCCCAAAUUCCCCACCUGGACUUUUGAUAGUGAACCUGCCAUACCAAAGGAAAUUGUUACUAGCAAGUGGGAAGAUAAAAAUCCUUAUGUUUAUCCCGUGGUUAAUGAUCCGAAUCCCAUUUGGCCUCCGAUAAACGACAAGUCAAAGAAUCAGUGGAAUGAAACGAGUAACGACCAGUGGGACGUGAGUAACGAGCCGUCCUGGGCGGAAAAUGUUAGGGUUAAAGAUGAACUCUCGGAAACUCCGGAAUCACCGCCUAUGUAUGAAAAAACGAGUUUCAAUGCACCUGUCGAGUACAAUGACUCUCAGUCGCAGGAGCCGAUUCUUAGCAGCGUUGGGGAUGUUGACCAUAGGGUUUUGCCUAUGGCGAUGACAAUGGAGAAGCAAUUACCUCAACGUCUCAUGAAAGGAUCUGAUGUUGAUCAUCGCAAUCUUAUUAGUCUCACAGGUAGUCCAGCGAACAAUAGUAACGAUUCGCCAUCACGCUCAUUACCAAAUAAUACCUUAUGGACGAACACAGAUCAGGAUUAUAGGAGGCCAAAUCUUCCACCUGGUGACAAUGUCGAAAGCGUGGACAUGGAAAUGUCGGAUGAGGAAAGUGAGAAUAAACAAAAAGGUAAUCGAGUAUUGGUAGAUGUAAGGUCGCAAGGUGACCGAGACAUGCGAGUGUCCAACAUGCCAGCUGCACCACUUCCAGGUGGGCCAUCGCAUCACCACGCAGUUGACAUGGACAUGCGCAUGAUGCCACCAAGCGGUCCUAUGAAUGCUAAUAUGGGUCCACCACAAAGAGGUGGAAACGCUGGUCCAGAAUUACGAGGGGUAGACACAAGGCCACCACCACCCCCACCACCGCCAGUGCCAACUUUUCACCAGGGACAACAAAAGUUCCAGCAAAAUCAAUCGGACUUUAGGCACAAUAAAUCCAUGGACUUUCGACCUAAUCAGUCGUUUCAAAAUCAGCAAGAAUUUAGGCCGAAUCAAAGUUAUCCACCAGCUCAGCCAAUGGAUUUUCCUCAAGGACCACAGGAUUUUGAUUUCUUUGAUAACCAGUUGGGGAGAGGUCCACCGAUGCAAAGAGGUAUUGUAGGUCGAGGAGGAGGAGGAGGAGGAGGAGGUGGUGGUGGUGGAGGAGGACCGAAUGGCCCAGGAGGCGGACUCAGACCACCGUGGAUGGAUCGAGGGAUGUCCCCUGCAGGACCAGGUCCCAGAGGAAUGCCAUCGAUGGGCGGCUUUCCACCGCCACUGAUGCCUAGCCCGCCUGUUCGCAACAUGAAAUCGAAUCGAGGCGGUGGAGGUGGUCAGUUUAGAGGUGCACCGAUUUUCCGUGGCGGUAGAGGUGGAAGAGGCAAUGGUGGCUGGUAAAUCAGCAGCAUUUGCGAGUACUACGUGACUCUGAUGAGGAAAAAAUAAUGUACAAAGUCGACAGUGUUGACGGGACUGUGGUCAGUUUCCCUCGAGCUCUCGUCUUUCUUGUAAAUAUAAGUUUGUUAUCGUGUGUUUUACACUGGUCUGUAAUACUCUGAAAUGUGUAUAUUUAUCUUUUCAUGGAAGGUAGUAUACGAUAAGAGUAGGUUUCAGCAAACAACUAUGUUACUUGGCUACUGUGAGAAUUGUUUGUUAUUACUUUCGGGUAGUCUCCUGCAUAUGGGUCAUGUGCGAUUAAUUCGCGGCAUUUCAAAUGAGGGUUUGUAAAAAAGAAAAAGAAGAAACAUCUCGAAAAUUUGUGGUAUUUGUUUUAUCCAUCGUGCGAGAGAAGAUUUUAUGAAAGCGUGAUAAUGACGAUGAUACCUUCAUUUCAGUACUGUUUAUAUGACAGAAAUGUUUGGAAUAGUCACGGUUAAUUUUAUACUUAAAGUUAUGUGUCUAGAACAAACUUGAGUAACUUUGCCGUAGUUAUAUACGCUGAAAUGAAGAUCAAUUUUUAUUUUUCCGAGCCAACUUCAGUAUCAAAUUAUUCACGCCAACACAACAUAGUAAUGUACAUAGAAUUCACUUCAAGACGUCUUGGUUUGUUGUAAAUUUUAUUAAGAUUCUUGUAAAAGAAUGUAAACUCAAAUAUUAUACAAACACAAGCAUCUAACGCAGAGAUACAUGAAUAUAAAGAAAUAUUGGGAUGUAUUUAAACUUUCGAGAUUAUUCGUUGAUACACUGAAUAAUUUCUAAUACGUUAAGUCAGACUCUAAGACAGUUUGUAGCAUUAUGGUGAAUGAAAGAGGACAUGACAGUUUUUUGUAAAUAAAAAAAUAAUGUCGUCUGCAAGAAAGGAAAAUUCGUGACAUUUUAUUCAUUUUUCAAAAAUAUAAAAUUUAUCUGAGAUCUUCACAAGUCAGUACUAUAAAUCGUCCCAUUAAAAUGUAGUCAUUAGUUAUAGCCUUAUUUUCGACUUGCCGAAUGUCGUUUAACUCCUAAGUUACGUGAAUAUGUUAUGAUGAACAUUUUUUUCUGGACUAUUCACAUAAAAAAUGUAUCAUUUCAAUGCACCUUAUUAAAUUCUUAAUUUAUAGUUGUACAUUUCUUUAAACGAUAAGAAACAAAUGGAUGAGUAUGCAUGGACUGAAUUCUUCACCAAAUACAGUAGAAAUAUAAAAUUUUCCACGUUUUGAUCGACAUGACAAUUGUUAAUCUAUAACAUUCAUUUUCAUUAUGUACAUAGCUGCAUGCCGCUAAAACAAUGAAAAAGCAAAUGUCAGUGUCGUUUCGGUUUUCAAUAUACAGGAUGAAUUUUAUAUUUGUAUGGUAUUGGAAGAUAGUUAUAAAAAGUAAAUAAUAGAAAUAUGAAUAAAAAAUAACGAGCUGAAAAACAUCAUAGGUUGAGCCAUUAGUUGUACAAAGUAUUCGAUAUAAGCUGUUUUAUUUUAAUGUUUCUCGCUCUUCAUACGUAUUAGUAUGAUUUUCUCUGUAUGAAAAAAAUACGAAAGGAAUCGCUAAUUGCUUUACGUAAUUUCUUUAAUAAAAUAUUGACUCCCACUGAGGUCCUUGUCAGAAUAUCCAACAAUUGAAUACUUAUCUCGCACUUUCAUCACAUUUUCAUUUGAAAAUAACGUGUUAUUUUACUUACUUCACGAUAUUAUUUUUUCAAAUCAUUAAUUAGUAAAGGUGCGAGGUACGUUUAUUAAGUUUCAACACAGAUCUUUUGUAUCAUGCUUAUUAUUUUUUGUCCUCUGAUUUCUCAUUUAAUUAGAGGGUACCCUAGUUGAUCGUGGAAUUUUCGGAAAAAUCUGUGAUAACCUGCAAUUCACUUCGUCAAAGAUUUGAAAUUUGAGUUCUAAUUUCAUCCAGACUUUCAUGAGUCCAAGCUAAUGGUUAUCUUUAAAAACAAAUUUUUCAUUUUGGCCGCAUCUUAUGCAAUACGUACA